This is a messenger RNA of Xenia sp. Carnegie-2017, 855 nucleotides long. RefSeq lists its product as uncharacterized. The record is from RefSeq and is a predicted model, not a curated record. The coding region runs from base 43 to 855 and encodes 270 amino acids. NCBI's taxonomy places the organism in Eukaryota, Metazoa, Cnidaria, Anthozoa, Malacalcyonacea, Xeniidae. The transcript is spliced from 3 exons.
AGAACCAAUUUAUCUUGAUAUUAAUAAUUUUAUGACCUUUAGAUGCAGUCAAGAGAAAAAAUUAAUAACUCGUAUCUGCAAGAAAUACUUACAGAUGUUGUUGAAAAGAAACUUGUUGAUCUUUUUAUUCAAAAUUGGGACACUCAUUACAAAACAUCCCACGGAGAAUGGGAAAAUACAAACGUCAGUGGUAUGAAGUUGUUCAAUAUUGAAAAAACAAAAAUGAAACCUAAACCUCAUGACAAACACAUUAUGUCAAAAUUUCAAGAUGGUGACACCAGUAAGUGGGAUUGUACAACACUAUUUGCAGCAAUAUUGUUUUCGAACUCAUCAUUUAAAGAUCUAGCAUUUUCAUUCACUGAAAUUAAUAAAAUUAAAUGUCAACGAAACACAUUUAAUUCUUUUCAAAAACUUCCUUGCAAACCAAAUCACAAUGUGGUUAAACGUACAGAGUUACUUAAUCAAAUCACAGCAGAUCUCAAUAACUUGCGCAGUACCAACAAUAAUGAACUAACAUAUUACUAUAUUUCUGGUAAUCCUGGCAGUGGUAAAUCUGAAUUAGCUAGACAAAUUUGCGAAGAAAUGUAUAACUCGUUUGACUGGGAAAAUAAAACAACAUUUGUGAUGACACUUGAAGGAAAAGAUAUCGACUCUCUUUUAAAAACUUACGCUGAACUUUGUCAACGAUUAAGCAAUGAUAAAACUGUCAUUGAAAAUAAUCUGAAAGAAGCAAGAACUCAUGUCGACAGCCUCGCCCAAAGAUUGCUGUUUCAUCAAGAGCUCUGUAGCGAUUCAUUGAUCGAACAGCAUUCCCAGCAAGAAAACCAUGACACUCCUAUAAGUAUCAAUACGUAA